UGGUUUCCGGGAUACUCUUGAAAACUAUUUUCGUUUCUCUUUCAGUGGUGUAGUAACCUCAGGACAACAACAAUCAAAGUUGGGAUUUGAAAGACUUUUCUGGAAGGAACAAAUUCAGAUGCACGAAUGUUGACAACACACCAUAGUUUUCAGUAGUUCUGUAAGUUGUUAGUGAGACAGGGAGCAGCUAGCCGUGCUAUUUUUAGCGUGCUGCUCAACAUGAAUGGCUAGCCCCUAGGCCUAGCUAGGCAUUGGUGGAGCAGGUGAGAGGAAGGGUUGUGCAUCACACGAUUGACCGUCCCACCCCUCUUCGCAAAGGACUGCGUGUAUGGUGGGAGAGGCAGGGAAGGGCUGCAUUGCUCUCAGACAAGUGAACGGAGAUCCUGAAAAUGUCAGGUCAACAACUUCGACUGCGGGUACAGACCAAACUAGGACCCAAGAUGUUGGAUGGUUUAUAUCUAGCCUCAACUGUAGGCAAGUUGAAAGAAACUAUUUCAGCAGCUGCCGACAUACCACCACAUAGAAUAAGAUUAAGACAAGGUUACCCUCCAAAGAUUAUCGAUAUAAGCAAUGACACUGCUGAGUUGUCAACAUUACCGUUUCGCUCUGGUGACACUAUCAUAGUUGAGGAGGAUGAGUCUCAUUCCCAGGGCAUGGUCCCAGAGACCAGUUCCUCCUCAUCGGACGAUCGUCUCGACACUCUGCUCCACCAUCAGUUGGAGGAAGGAGCAUCUGGAAUACUCACCCGACGUGUUGUGCCAGCAGACAAUUCCUGCUUAUUCACAAGUACUCACUUGGUCAUGAGUGAGGGUGCUUUGGACUCCAGCGAGGCGAGCCACCUAAGGGAGGUUAUCGCCGGCAUCGUCUCAAAAGAUCCAGUUACUUAUUCAGAAGCUUUUCUAGGGAAACCAAACAAGGAGUAUUGCAAAUGGAUUCGGGACAAGAAUUCUUGGGGAGGAGGAAUAGAACUGUCUGUCUUAUGUCAAUUUUACUCUACAGAGAUUGCUGUAGUGGACACUCAGAGCGGGAGAGUGGACAGGUUCGGAGAGGACAAGAAUUACAAAGAGCGAGUUUUCCUCAUCUACGAUGGAAUCCACUACGACCCUCUGGUGUAUGAAGCCGUAGACCAAUCUGGGGGAGUUUGCACAAAAUUCUCCAUACACAAUGCUGUCAUCUUGGCUCAGGCUCUAGAAUUAGCCUCCGAAGCAAAGUCAGUACGCCAGUUCACUGAUGUGGAGGGGUUUUCUUUGAGGUGCCUAGUAUGCCAGACGCCUCUGCGAGGACGGAAAGAAGCCACUGAUCAUGCCCAGGCCAUGGGGCAUCUCAACUUCGGUGAAUAUUGAUCAAAGUUAGACUCUUGCUGCCUGUAUCAAUCACAUAUCUUAUAUUUAUAUCAGGGUGCAGUUUUGUUCAAACAAAGGACCCAAAAAUAAGAAUGGAUGUCAUAAAACAUUCAAAUUAGUCAGUGGAUAGUUUUAUUCUUUCCAUCUCAACCGGAAUAAUUGUGACUCUUGAAAUGGACAUAGAAAGUUCUGGGUCUCUAAUGUAUACUGAACUGCGACUGCUGAUAGAAAAAAGAAAAAGAAAAUUAAAUGACUUGGAUGAGUUUCAUUGAAACCCUUUAUUUUUUUAGCUUCCUCUAUUCCAAGCAUUUUUAAUUUUUGUUGGAGUUGUGGAAUACAUGGUAGUAUUGGUAGUGGUCGUGAAGGGAAUAGUUCUUGUUAUAGGUGAUGAUGUGAGCCAGAAUUUUUUUGGCAUCCUACAAAUCUUAUUUCAUAUUUGUAAUAAAGUGAGCAGUAAUUCCUAUGAAGACCGAACUACAGUGUCAAUGAAAGGGAGCACAAUUUUAGCUUUUCAAUUUACGUUUUAAAAAACGUUAUUCUUGUUUUUAGUUGUUUUUUUAACGUUGCUUUUAAAAUAUUAUGUUGUUUCAGGAUUAUAGUUCAUUAAUGCGAACAUUCUGGAAUGCUGUCUCUCUUUUACUGUUAUUUUUUUCUUUUUUAUGUGUUUUUGUAUUAGUAAAUAAAGUUCUUCAAGUUGUGAUCAGUUUAGCAAAUUUUUUUUACGUUUUAAUUACUGUUUGGAAAACAUUGUUUGGUUUUAUAUAUAUUAUAUACCUCAUAAUACUAUAUUUUGAAGUUUCUCUGUGAAAGAGAAACAGUUAUGGGACCUCUAACUCUUAUCUAUUUAAGUCAGUCCAGUUUAUGGACAUAGUCAUUUCAAGUAUGUUUUAUGUUUUUGAUAAUUUAUAAAAUAAAAAAGACUGGAUUGGUGGAAUUUAUUUGAUUUGGAUCUUCAAGUUUUUAGGAACACCCGAACAAAAUGCUCAUCUACAGGUUACAGGCUGCUGGAUUUUCAUAGAGUGCUCUUUGUACUGAACCGCUAUAAAUCUUGUUUGUCCAUGUGCACAACUUUCAUUUAAAACUACCGUCAAAUACAUUUUCUAACCUUUGCUUUGUUGGGAUUCUUUCAAGCUUUACAAAUUUUUACUUAAACUUUUUUUAUCCAAGUAGCCAUUUCCUGAGUGUAGUCACUCUAUCAUGUCAGGCACAAAUCUGACUGUGUGGCGCGAUUUUGACCAUAUUUGCAGUUAUUGUUACUGAAAACUACCUUUCAAAAUGUAAGAAACCGAUACAUUUUUGCAAAUGUUUACAGUAGAAAUGUAUGGAAAAUGCCUUCUCAGCCUUUUGUGUAGUACUACUACAGACACAUUGUACAAAACUAUUGUAAAACAGAAUGAAAUUUAAGAUUGCACCAUAUUUGAGGCACGGAAUAAAUGCUGCAUAUUAAAUUAUGUGUGUGACACAUAUUGGGAGUACUUAUUAUCUGUCCAUGCGUACACAUGUACGCAGCAUGACUAUUGUUCAUUGUUUCAGGAAGAAACAUCCUUGCAGUUCGGACACAUCCACUGAUGCUCCGUUGCUCUCUCCAAAAUGCCGCUGAGGGUCUUUCUACUGAUUGUGCCAGUGCAUAUCUGGUUGAACGUUCUUCUGUUCUUUCCUGCAAGGAUGCCAGAUUUUCUACUUCCUUUCUGAAAACCCAAACCCAUCAUCCACUCCACAGCAGUACUGGCCUCUGCCUCCUUAUCUUCCUUUUCAGUCAGGUGGUGAGAGAGACAUUCAAGGAUCUCGACCUUGUCUGGUUGAAAUGUGCUGUCUACUGAGGUGGUCUCACCAGCCAGUCUGUCGGCUUUUUCAUUUCCUUUAACACCUGCAUGGCCAGGGCAGAAAUGUGUCGAUUGCCUGUGAAUGUUACAUCUUUCUAUUGUUAGCUCUAUAGCUGAAAGGUCUUCUAAAAAUUGUAUCAAAGUAACAAGGACCUGAAAAAGUAAUAGUCUCCUCUACUUAUUAAUAUAAUAAGAAUAAGAUCCCUCUCCAUUCAAUUCAGGAGAGAAAUCAGAAUGUCCUGAAUACAGUCAAAUCUGUUCAUUGUGCCCCAUCUUGUAAUGACAACCCUGUCUACAGCUGCUGAUAUCCCUGUACUCCACGCAAAAAAAAAA
Messenger RNA from Aplysia californica (California sea hare), 3499 nucleotides. RefSeq names its product ubiquitin thioesterase OTU1. The record is from RefSeq and is a predicted model, not a curated record. Gene Ontology annotation, molecular function: cysteine-type deubiquitinase activity. Gene Ontology annotation, biological process: protein deubiquitination; endoplasmic reticulum unfolded protein response. Gene Ontology annotation, cellular component: nucleus; cytosol. Lineage: Eukaryota; Metazoa; Mollusca; Gastropoda; Aplysiida; Aplysiidae. The transcript is spliced from 3 exons. Bases 390 to 1343 code for a protein of 317 amino acids.